Molecule: messenger RNA, 1646 nt
Organism: Panicum hallii
Lineage: Eukaryota; Viridiplantae; Streptophyta; Magnoliopsida; Poales; Poaceae
Product: acetyl-CoA acetyltransferase, cytosolic 1-like
Exons: 15
Coding region: 190-1395 (401 amino acids)
Biological process (GO): fatty acid beta-oxidation
Molecular function (GO): acetyl-CoA C-acetyltransferase activity
Source: RefSeq, a predicted model, not a curated record
GCACGUCAGGUUCGAAUCAGGCAGGCUAUUAUUCCAAGGGUCCGACAGAUCGCCCUUGCCACUCCACUGUCCACCACUCCUCCGUUACACCUCUCUUCCCUUGCGGCGACGACUGGGCUCGCCGGCUCUUCCCCGGCGACGAGCACCCCCAGGUCGGUUGGUUAGGCAGUUCGGACCGGCGGCGCGGCCAUGGCUUCCGACGGCAUCGCCCCCAGAGAUGUAUGUGUUGUUGGGGUUGCACGCACACCUAUGGGUGGUUUCCUUGGUGCCUUGUCUUCCUUGCCUGCAACAAAACUUGGCUCUAUAGCAAUUCAAGCCGCUCUGAAAAGAGCAAACGUGGAUCCGUCCCUUGUGCAGGAGGUCUACUUUGGAAACGUCUUGAGUGCUAAUUUGGGACAAGCUCCUGCAAGGCAAGCCGCUCUGGGUGCAGGGAUACCAAACGCUGUUGUCUGUACCACUGUUAACAAAGUCUGCGCAUCUGGCAUGAAAGCUACUAUGUUUGCAGCACAGUCAAUUCAACUGGGUAUCAAUGAUAUUGUUGUGGCAGGUGGCAUGGAAAGCAUGUCCAAUGCCCCAAAAUACAUUGCUGAAGCUAGGAAAGGGUCUCGUUUUGGACAUGACACACUUGUCGAUGGCAUGCUUAAGGAUGGCCUUUGGGAUGUAUAUGGUGAUUGUGCCAUGGGAAUGUGUGCCGAGCUUUGUGCUGACAAUCAUGCCCUUACAAGAGAAGAUCAGGAUGCUUUUGCUAUCCAAAGCAACGAGCGUGGAAUUGCUGCUCGUGACAGUGGUGCUUUUGCAUGGGAGAUUGUUCCGAUUGAAGUUCCUGUUGGGAGGGGAAAACCACCAGUACUUAUCGAAAAAGAUGAAAGUCUGGACAAGUUUGACCCCGUAAAACUGAAGAAACUCCGCCCAAGUUUCAAGGAGAAUGGUGGUACUGUUACAGCUGGAAAUGCUUCUAGUAUAAGUGAUGGAGCUGCUGCAUUAGUCUUGGUGAGUGGGCAGAAGGCUCAAGAGCUUGGCCUGCAAGUCCUUGCAAGGAUCAAAGGAUAUGCAGAUGCAGCUCAAGCUCCAGAGCUUUUUACAACCACUCCGGCACUUGCCAUACCAAAGGCUAUCGCAAAUGCUGGAUUAGAGUCAUCUCAUGUUGAUUUUUAUGAGAUUAAUGAAGCCUUUUCGGCCGUUGCACUUGCAAAUCAAAAGCUUCUCGGGAUUCCUUCAGAGAAGAUUAAUGUUCAUGGAGGAGCUGUAUCUUUAGGUCAUCCUCUUGGGUGUAGUGGUGCUCGGAUUUUGGUCACCCUUCUUGGAGUCCUUAGGGAGAAGGGUGGCAAGAUCGGUGUUGCUGGUGUCUGCAAUGGUGGAGGUGGAGCAUCAGCCCUUGUUCUUGAGCUCGCAUAAGAAAUACUGACCUGUGCAAUCCUUCCAGUAGUUAGCACAGGCUUCCUGAGGCAACCUUGUACUAUUAUAUCGGUGUUCAUUUUAUGUUGUAGCUUGUUGAACAUUCAUAGAUUAAUUUAGCAAUAAAGUUUGUUGUGCUUCAGUUACUUGCAUAGUAUCCUGCAAUAAGAGAAAUGGAGCAGAAUCUUUGUGCAGUUCUUGUAUGAAACCUUUACAUCUGGUUCAGGCACUCAAUAGCUGCAGUUUUUUUU